CUCUCCCCUUGACUUAACUCACCACCUUCCCGUCAACCCGCCUCUGACUUAUCACAUCUCUCUCUUUUUGCCCUUAUUAUAAUCCAUUAUCCCUCACAAUGCCUGAACUUCCCAAGCUCCACCCCGAAGUCACAUGGGCCCAGCGCUCCUCCACCACUGAUGUUGAGCGCAAUUAUCUCUACGUGAACAUCAAGGCUCCCGAUGUUGCCCGUGCCGAUGCCUCUCUCAACAUCACCUCGAAGAACGUUUCUUUCGCCGGAGACUCUAAGAAGGGUGUGAGAUACGAGGUUUCCCUCGAUCUGUUUGGCGAGAUCGACCCCGAGAACUCCAAGACGAACCACACCGACCGUGAUGUCGAGCUGGUUCUGCGAAAGAAGGAGCUGAAGGAGGAAUACUGGCCCCGUCUGUUGGAGACGAAGCAGAAGAUUCACUUCCUCAAGACCGACUUCGACAAGUGGGUCGAUGAGGAUGAGCAGGACGAUGCCCCUGAGGAGGACUAUGCCAACAACUUCGGUGGCUUCGAAGGCAUGGGCGACCAGGGUGGUCUCGGAAACAUUGACUUCUCCAAGCUCGGCGCAGGCCUCGAGGGCAUGGGCGGUGCUGGUGGCGCCCCUGGUGCCGAGGGCGAGGGAUCGGAUGAGGAAGAGAUGCCCGAACUUGACGAGGGCGACCAGAAGGCCGAGGGCGCGAAAUCCUCGAAAAUCCAGGAGGUCUCUUAAGCGGUGAAAUGUGAUUAGCUUUUGGAUUCGAUUAUGGUUCACAAAAUAAGAAGCAAUGAAAAUUCCUGAUGACGAACGACGACACUGGUGCAACUGCUUUACUCGCGCACUGAUGGUUAGUCGCUGCUGCGGCAGGUUCAUACGCAACUAUGGUGUGAAGAGGAAAGUUUGAGAAAUAAUAUCUUCGAAAAGGAACGCAUUCAACGGGAUGAAUGACGACGUGAGGGACAUCAGUAGAUAGCAUCGAUAUAACUAAGCAUGAUUCUGUUAGGGCAGUGAGAACAGGGUUAUUGGCACGAGCCACUCUACCCUGAUCUCCUGCGAUGUUAUGGGAAGACGCAAGGGCAGAUGGCGACCGUAAUAAUACUAGUCUUAUGAUGUUAUCCAAACCAGGCUCCAAUGAUA
This is a messenger RNA of Aspergillus steynii IBT 23096, 1124 nucleotides long. RefSeq names its product Hsp90 cochaperone SBA1 (gene wos2). The record is from RefSeq and is a predicted model, not a curated record. Bases 99 to 719 code for a protein of 206 amino acids. Gene Ontology annotation, cellular component: nucleus; cytosol. Gene Ontology annotation, molecular function: protein-folding chaperone binding; Hsp90 protein binding. The transcript is spliced from 4 exons. NCBI's taxonomy places the organism in Eukaryota, Fungi, Ascomycota, Eurotiomycetes, Eurotiales, Aspergillaceae. Gene Ontology annotation, biological process: protein folding; chaperone-mediated protein complex assembly.